UUUAUUCCGCCUCUAUAGUCUAAACCCUAGCAAUCUUCUUCAAGAACUGUCCAGUGAGCGUCUCUGCAACUCCAAAUUUCUACGGCCAUGGAAGGUAUUGAAGCAGAGGGAGUAACUGCAAUGCCAGCUCUCUCUCCAGACGAUGAUUUUUGCGACUCGAUACUUUCACGAUUCUCCUCUUCCGAUCAAGAGGCCCACCAGCAUCUCUGCGCCGUGGUUGGUUCCAUGUCUCAGACGUUCAAGGACGAGAACCUCCCCACGACUCCAGUCGCAUACUUUGGGGCAGCAUGUUCUUCCAUGGACCGCCUCUCUUCCCAGCCUGAUACGUCCCCUCUCGUGAUCGAGGCUCACAUGACCAUUAUAUCCCUUGUUCUUCCUAGAUUGUCGUCUGCUAUUCUCAGAAAACAUUGGGAUUUCACAUCCGCGAUCGUACUACGGGUUCUUCGCUCCAAUUCAGUAACUGCGGGUGCUGCCAUGGCGGGAGUCAAAUGCGUGGCGCAGUUGUUGAUCAUCAGAGACACUGUAAACUGGUCCGACGUUUCUCAGUUGUACGGGUUAUUAUUGGGGUUUGCAACAGAUAUGAACGUUAAGGUUCGAAGGCAGUCACAUUUGUGUAUCAGUGAGGUCUUGCAAAGUUUUCAGCGAACAUCACUGCUGGGACCUGCAAGUGAAGGUAUUACAAACAUAUUUGAAAAGUUUCUUCUGCUUGCUGGUGGUUCAAACACAGAUUCUGCUGAAGGGCACCAAGGAGCUCAAAAGGUCCUCCAUGUUCUGGAUGCCCUUAAAGAAUGUCUUCCUCUUAUGACAGUGAAGUAUACCACUAGCAUUCUUAUGCGCUUCAAAUCUCUCCUCGAAUUGGGUCAACCCAUUGUUUCAAGGCACAUAACCAAUUGCUUAAACAAAAUCUGUCUCCAUCCAACGUUAGAGGUUUCAGCUGAAGUGCUGCUUGACCUGUUAUGCUCACUAGCUCUUUCUCUCUCCACGCAUGAGACAUCUGUUGAUAGUAUGACAUUCACUGCACGCCUGCUGGAUGUGGGAAUUAGAAAAAUUUAUUCACUUAAUCGACAAAUUUGCAUUGUGAAGCUCCCUGUUGUAUUUAAUGCACUCAAAGAUGUAUUGGCAUCUGAACAUGAGGAAGCAAUAUAUGCCACCACAGAGGCCUUGAAGAAUUUGAUAAAUGACUGUGUUGAUGAUAGCUUGAUCAACCAGGGUGCGGAUCAGAUGAUGAUGAAUGCAAAUACGGAUACAAGAAAGUCUGGGCCACCGAUAAUCGAAAAGCUGUGUGUAACUAUUGAGAGCUUGCUCGAUUAUCACUACAGUGCAGUCUGGGACAUGGCAUUUCGAGUGAUUUCGACAAUGUUUGACAAAUUAGGGUAUUAUUCCUCAUAUCUGAUGAGGGGGACUCUUAAAAACCUGGCUGACAUGCAAAACUUGCCCGAUGAAGAUUUUCCAUACCGAAAACAGCUGCAUGAAUGUGUUGGAUCUGCACUUGGUGCAAUGGGGCCUGAAACAUUUUUAAGCCUUAUACCACUUAAGUUGGAGGCUGAUAACCUAGCUGAAGUCAAUGUGUGGCUCUUUCCAAUAUUGAAACAGUACAUAAUUGGUGCAAAUUUAAAUUUCUAUGCAGAAACAAUUUUUGGUUUGGUUGGACAGUUAAGGCAGAGAUCACGAAAGCUUGAGCUUGAAGGACGAAUUAUGGCAUCAAGGAGUACAGAUGCACUUGUGUACUCUUUGUGGUCUUUGUUGCCUUCAUUUUGCAACUACCCACUUGAUACUGCUGAGAGUUUCAAGGGCAUGCAGAAAGCUUUAUGCAGUGCCCUUCGUGAGGAACCCGAUGUUCGUGGAAUAAUAUGCUCCAGUUUACAGGCUCUUGUUCAGCAGAAUAAGAAAAUCCUUGAAGAAAACACUGGUAUUGUGGGUAAUGAAGUUUCUGCCGCCGGCCAACGAGCAAUGGCUCAUUAUACUCCUGAGGUUGCAGCAAGUAAUUUGAAUGUGCUUAAGUCAUCUGCUCGUGACAUUCUCUCUGUUUUGUCAAGGGUCUUACUGGAAUCUACAAGAGAUGAUGGUGGUUGUUUACAGUCCACAAUCAGUGAGUUUGCCUCAGUCUCAGAUAAAGAAGUAAUCUCAAGGUUGUUCCAAAAGACAAUGAAGAGAUAUUUGGAGGUCAUUCAAGAGGCUAGCAAAGCAGAAAGUUCAAAAAAUUAUGUUUCAAUGGAGAUUGAUGGCUCUUCAAAUGAUAGAUCACUAUUACUUUUGAGGGCUCGUCUAUUUGACUUGGCAGUUUCACUUUUGCCUGGAUUGAAUGCUGAGGAAAUUGAGCUUUUAUUUAAGGCAAUUAAUCCUGCUUUACAGGAUGUGGAAGGUUUAGUGCAGAAGAAGGCUUACAAAGUUCUUUCAAUUAUUCUUAAGGAAUGUGAUGUAUUUUUGUCAUCAAAGCUUGAGGAAUUGCUAAGACUUAUGAUUGAUGUGCUGCCAAUGUGCCAUUUUUCUGCCAAGCGUCACAGGCUGGACUGUUUGUACUUUCUUAUAGUUCACGUCUCCAAGGACAACUCAGAGCAGAAGAGGCGAGACAUACUAAGUUCAUUCCUGACUGAAAUAAUACUUGCUCUAAAAGAGGCUAAUAAAAAAACAAGGAAUCGAGCUUAUGAUGUGCUUGUACAAAUUGGUCAUGCAUGUGGAGAUGAAGAGAAUGGCGGGAACAAAGAAUACUUAUACCAAUUUUUUAGCAUGGUAGCUGGGGGAUUGGCUGGAGAGACACCGCAUAUGAUUAGUGCUGCCAUGAAAGGCUUAGCUCGCUUGGCUUAUGAAUUUUCUGACCUUCUUGUUACUUCUUACAAGUUGCUUCCAUCUACAUUUCUCCUCCUUAAGAGGAAAAACAAGGAGAUUAUUAAGGCAAAUUUAGGACUCUUGAAGGUUUUGGUUGCAAAAUCACAGGCUGACGGUUUACAAAUGCAUUUGAGGAGCAUGGUUGAAGGCUUGCUACAAUGGCAAGAUGUCUCAAAAAACCAUUUCAAAGCUAAGGUUAAGCUUCUAUUGGAAAUGCUUGUUCGAAAAUGUGGUCUUGAAGCAGUUAGGGCUGUGAUGCCUGAAGAACACAUGAAGCUCCUUACUAACAUAAGAAAGAUCAAGGAGCGGAAAGAGAAGAAACGUUCGGCUCAAUCUGUGGAAACGAAGUCUCAUCUAUCAAAAGCAACCACAUCCAGGCAAAGCAAAUGGAAUCAUACAAAGAUCUUCUCUGAUAUUGAUGAUGAAGAUCUCGAUGACAGUGAUGCAGAAUAUAUGGAUGCAGAGACUGUUUCUGGUCGACAGAGCAAAGCUUCUGCUAGACUCAAAUCAAAAGCAUCUUCGUUACGGUCCAAGAGAACACGGAAAGCAGAUAUGAGUUUGCCUGAGGACAUGUAUGACCAUUUGGAUGGUGAACCACUUGACUUGCUUGAUCGUCAUAAAACAAGGUUAGCUCUUCGAUCUUCUGAGAAUCGCAAACGGAAAGUGGAAUCUGAUGAUGAGCUGGAGAUAGACUCUGAAGGACGUCUAAUAAUUCGCGAGGGAGAGAAACAGCAGAAGAAGGAAGAGCGUUCAGACCCUCAUUCAGACGCUAGAAGUCACUUAUCUGGCACCUCUUCUAGAAAAAUGCAGAAACAGAAACGUAGGAAAACGUUAGAAUCUGGGAAGGCUUACAUUGGGAGUGAGUAUGCUAGCAAGAAAGCACGCGGGGAUGUGCGAAGGAAGGGUAAACUUGAGCCGUAUGCAUAUUGGCCCCUUGAUCGCAAGAUGAUGAGCCGUAGGCCAGAGCACCGAGCUGCUGCCAGGAAAGGUAUGUCAACAGUCGUAAAGAUGACAAAGAAGCUUGAGGGUCAAAGCGUCGCGAGUGCACUUUCCAUGAAAUCACGAGGCAAGUAGAUGGUAAUGUUGUUGUUUUCAGGAUCUGAGUUGCAAGAUUGUUCCCCCUUUUCUUCAGUAUUGGCCUUCAAUUUUUUGAAUUAUUUAUAAGGUUUUAGACUUUAAUCUAUGUAUGUAUUCGUCCGGUAAUGUAUGGAAGAGCUACAGUUGAGGGAAAAUUAGCUAUGUGAUAAAAAUGAAGCAGUUUAUGUAAGAAAGACGUAGCUGUUUUUCAAGUUUAUUGUUGUAAUCUAAUUUAUAUUUCCCCUUUUUACUAAUCUAAUAUUACCAAUAGGAUUGUGAAA
Tripterygium wilfordii is the source of this 4184-nucleotide messenger RNA. RefSeq names its product RRP12-like protein. The coding region runs from base 88 to 3900 and encodes 1270 amino acids. The transcript is spliced from 18 exons. Lineage: Eukaryota; Viridiplantae; Streptophyta; Magnoliopsida; Celastrales; Celastraceae. The record is from RefSeq and is a predicted model, not a curated record.